CCGAGGCAGAGACGAAGAAACAAGAUGGCGGCCGGUAGCGAUCCGGAGCGGGACGCCGGCAAUUCGGAUUGAUCCCCCGGCCCUCGCAGUUCGGCGGCCCCCCUCCCCGGCCCGGAACCCUCGCAGGGGGGGGAGCUUCCCCGCAGCUGCCUGUCCGGACUCCGAGCGCCCUCCCCAGCCUUCCCUGCCCCUCCCUUCCCCCCUCAGCCAGCGCCCAGAGAUGCGGGGCCGGCGAGGCAGGCCGCCCAAGCAGCAGCAGCCUGCGGCGGCCAGCGCUCAGGCGAGCUCCCCGGCUCCGCCCGCCCCACCGGGCCCCAUUGGGGGGCUGAGGUCCCGGCAGCGGGGCAGCAGUCGGGGCAGGUGGGCGGCCUCGCCCAGGUGGAGGCGGUGGGGCCCAGGCCGAGGGGGGUCGGGGCUGCCCAGGCCUCUUCCUCCUCCACCGUCUCCCCCAGAGGGGGCAGCAAGAGGAAGGGGGGGCAGGGCUGCGGCUGGAGGAUCAGGGGGAGGAGGCGCAGGAGGCAGCUGCAGCAGCCAAGGGAGGGCUGCCUCGUCCAGGAGGAGCAUCAGCAAAGUGGUGUACGAUGAUCAUGAGAGCGAAGAGGAGGAGGAGAGCGUGGUGUCCGAAGAGGAAGAGGAGGGGGACCCCGAGGAUAACCAGGACUCCGAGGAGCAGGAGGAAGAGGAGAUCAUGGAGGAGGAGGAGGAGGACGACGACGACUCCGAUUACCCCGAGGAAAUGGAGGAUGAAGAUGAUGCCAGCUAUUGCACUGAGAGCAGCUUCAGGAGCCACAGCACCUACAGCAGCACCCCAGGUAGAAGAAGACAAAGAGUGCAUCGUCCACGUUCUCCAAUAUUGGAAGAAAAAGACAUACCACUCCUUGAGUUUCCUAAAUCCUCUGAGGACUUAAUGGUGCCUAAUGAGCAUAUAAUGAAUGUUAUUGCCAUCUAUGAGGUACUACGGAACUUUGGCACUGUUUUACGCCUGUCUCCUUUUCGUUUUGAGGACUUCUGUGCUGCUCUGGUAAGUCAAGAGCAAUGCACACUUAUGGCAGAGAUGCAUAUAGUGCUUUUAAAAGCAGUUUUGCGAGAAGAAGACACUUCAAAUACUACCUUUGGACCUGCUGACCUCAAAGAUAGCGUUAAUUCCACUUUGUAUUUCAUAGAUGGAAUGACGUGGCCAGAGGUUCUGCGGGUAUAUUGUGAGAGUGACAAGGAAUACCAUCAUGUUCUUCCUUAUCAAGAGGCAGAGGACUAUCCUUAUGGACCAGUAGAGAGUAAAAUCAAAGUUCUACAGUUCUUAGUAGAUCAAUUUCUUACAACAAACAUUGCACGUGAGGAGCUAAUGUCUGAAGGUGUUAUCCAGUAUGAUGAUCACUGUAGGGUUUGUCACAAACUGGGGGAUUUGCUUUGCUGUGAAACUUGCUCAGCUGUGUACCAUUUAGAGUGUGUGAAACCACCUCUUGAAGAGGUACCAGAGGACGAAUGGCAGUGUGAGGUCUGUGUAGCGCAUAAGGUGCCUGGUGUAACUGACUGUGUUGCUGAAAUCCAAAAAAAUAAACCAUACAUUCGACAUGAACCCAUUGGAUACGACAGAAACAGACGGAAAUAUUGGUUCCUGAACAGAAGACUUAUUAUAGAGGAAGAUUCAGACAAUGAGAAGGAUAAGAAACUCUGGUACUAUAGCACAAAGGUCCAGCUGGCACAGUUAACUGAAUGCCUAGACAAAGAUUACUGGGAAGCUGAUCUUUGCAAAACUCUUGAAGAAAUGUGCCAAGAAAUUCAUCGGCAUAUGGAUAUCACAGAAGACCUUACUAACAAAGCGCGGGGCAACAACAAAUCUUUCCUUGCUGCAGCAAAUGAUGAAAUAUUGGACGCUAUUAGAAUAAAAAAAGGAGAAAUAGUGGAGGAUAAAAGUCAAGCAGCUGAGGAAACAGAUAAGGACAAAAAUGAUGUUGAAAAUAAUGACCAAACAGAUACUGAAAAAAGCAAGGAAGAACCUGCAGACCAACUACAGGAAAAAAAUGAAGAAACACCACCUGAACAAGAUUCAGAAAACGGAAAAACAGAAGAGCCAACAGACGUUGGGGAUAAAAGUAACUCUGUGGCAUCAAGCACAGACGGCAGCACCACAUAUCCUUCUGCAGGAGAAACUAGUUCCUCUGAAGGGAAGAACGCAAUGGGGUGUCAGUCAGAAACCUUUGAUAGCAACAAUGUGGCAGAGAAGAAGUUGGCAUCAGAGCUCCCCGAGGAUCUCUCAGAAGAAACUGGUCAGAUGACCCCCAGUAUCAGUCCUAGUGCAUCAGCUGCACCACUCCAGUCUGUCGAAAACAGCAAUAGCAGCGAGGUAAAUUCUAUGCAGAAUGACUCUAUUAAGACAUCUGAUGAUGCUGAAAAUGCAGAAGGAGGAUCGCAGACCUCAGAAGAAAUAGGGGAGAAAUCCAAUGGUGAAAGAAGUGAUUCUCCAUGCACAGGGAAAGGCACAUCAGGCUCGACACGAAUGCUUACCCGAUUACGAAAUCCAGAUAGCAAGCUGAGCCAGAUGAAAAGCCAGCAGGUUGCUGCAGCAGCACACGAAGCAAAUAAAUUAUUUAAAGAAGGCAGAGAGGUUCUGGUGGUUAACUCCCAAGGGGAAAUCUCCAGAUUGAACACCAGGAAAGAAAUUGUGAUGAAAGGAAACAUCAGUAAUUAUUUCAAGUUAGGUCAAGAGGGCAAGUAUCGUGUCUAUCACAACCAGUAUGCCACCAACUCAUUUGCAUUGAACAAACACCAGCACAGAGAAGACCAUGACAAGAGACGGCACCUUGCACAUAAAUUCUGUCUGACCCCUGCUGGAGAAUUCAAAUGGAAUGGGUCUGUACAUGGGUCCAAGGUUCUUACCAUAUCUACUCUGAGGCUAACUAUCAUUCAGCUAGAGAGCAACAUCCCUGCAUCAUUCCUUCACCCCAACUGGGCCUCCCACAGGUCUAACUGGAUUAAGGCUGUUCAAAUGUGUAGUAAACCUAGAGAAUUUGCACUGGCUUUGGCUAUAUUGGAGUGUGCAAUUAAACCAGUUGUUAUGCUGCCAAUUUGGCGGGAGUCCUUGGGACACACUAGAUUACACAGAAUGACAGCUAUUGAAAGAGAAGAAAAGGAGAAGGUGAAAAAAAAAGAGAGGAAACAAGAGGAGGAAGAAACAAUGCAACAGGCUACAUGGGUGAAAUAUACUUUUCCUAUCAAACAUCAGGUUUGGAAACAAAAAGGAGAGGAAUAUAGAGUAACAGGAUAUGGUGGUUGGAGCUGGAUUAGUAAAACACAUGUUCAUAGAUUUGUGCCUAAAUUACCUGGAAAUACUAAUGUCAAUUACAGAAAAGUGCUACCAAGAAAGAAUGAUGUUACCACUGAAAAUGAGUGUGAAUUGGAUAAAAGAAAAAGUCCAGCAAAAGUAAAAAUAGAGACUGAUUCUUUUAAAGAAAGAAAAAAAGAUUCUCAUGAUCCACAAGAAAAGAACCAAAAGGAAAUAGAAAUUUCUGAAACCUUGGAGAGAGUCCAAGUAAAGGAAGAAAAAAAAAUGAGUGAAGAAAAGGUGGAAAUUGAUACGAAUUCUGAAAACUUAGAUCAUGCAAAAGCUGAAGUGGAAAGAGAAGUUGAUUGUGAAAAUAGAGCCAUCAAGGAAGAACCCAUGGAGAUAGAUAAUGUAAAAAUUGAAUCCCCCACAAAAAAUGAGGAUAUUCACUCUAAAGCAGAUUUAAUCAAUGUCAGCGAGGGGUUUCACUUAUGGACUUGCUACAAAAGAAAAGUAAAAACAUCAAAAUUAGAUGGACUACUUGAAAGGAGAGUAAAACAGUUUACGCUGGAAGAAAAACAGCGCCUAGAAAGGAUGAAGCUGGAGGCUAGUUCUAAAUCUGUAGGCAGUAGAUCUGCGAGUCCACAGAAAAACAUAGAUGAGCUACAAACAACUAAAGCAAAAGAAGGAAGCCAGAUUCACAUGUUUUCCCAAGACAGAUCCCAUAUUUCAGGUAAGAUCCAAACUGAAGAUUCAGUACAGGACUGCUUGCCAACCAGCAGUACACCUUGUACCAAAACCAGUGAACCAGACCAGCCUUCUUUGCCUUCCAUAGACAGACUGUCACAAAGAGAAGGCCAAGUACUGGAUGAUGCCUCUGAAAUUCAAAGUUCAGUUCAGAACAUCACCAAAGAAGGUGAUUCUGAACCAAUCGCUGCUGAUAAUAGUCCAGGACAAGAGGUUCUUAAAAAAAGAGAGAAUGAGAGUCCCUUCAUGGAUUACAUAAAACAAACACACAGAGAAGAUAUAAGCAAGAGUGGCACCUUAAACAAUGAAAAAUCUUCAGAACAAAAAAUAUUUAAUACCGCAGUGUCUCAGAGUGAAUGUGAAAACCCAUUACAGCCAGUGGUAACUGAAAGCAGCUAUGAAACAGAUGUUCAGCCCAUUGCUGAAAAAGCAACCUCAGAAGAAAAAACUGAAAAACAGGUCUGUGACCCAGAAAAUAAUUGCACACUGGAAAGCCUUUCUGAACCAGUGUCUCCACAAGAAAACGAUGAGAGAAAAGAUAUUGCUCAGAAAAACACUGAUGUUAAAACAGAAAACAAGAUUUUAUCUGGUCAGAAACAAUCAUUAAAAAACGAGCUACCUUUAGAAAAAACAUAUGAAAGCCAAACUCCUGAACAUAUGGGUGGAGUAAAUGUUAGUGGUGAUUUAUUGAAUUCUAAAGUCACUGAAGCCAAUGGUGAAAAGCAAGGUGAGGAACAGAAAAUGGAAGCAAGUACCAUAAACAAAUGUCUUGAUCAGCUGAAUCUAAAAAGUAUCACUGACAAAAAGAACAAUAAACAUGGAGAAAUAGAGACUAAAGUGGAGAGAGAGAAAUCGGUGGCAUUUCAAAUUAAUGGAAAAGACAGUGACAUUAAAGUAUUGUCAAAUGAAGACUGUUUAAUGAAAGAUACCUGUGAUACUAAGGCAGGGAGUGAUAUUGAACCUAAAGUCAAUAAUAUUAGUAAAUCCAUUCCUGAACAUGAAAUAAAACAAUUGACUAUUAAAGAAUCCUCUGUAAAACCAUUCAUGAAUGGUGAUAUCACUAUGGAGGACACAGAUUUAAAAAAUAACUUGGAUACUAAAUCAUGUUUACAAAGUUCUGCAGACAUUGGUGGUGAAUCUGGAGAGUAUCCUCUGCUUCCAGAUAAAAUGUCUAAAUGUGUGCAAAAUAUUGGAGAAAAGCAGCGUUCUCCUGAAAGAUCCAGCUUUGUUGAUAGUGCUUCUACACAAGCACAGCUUUCCUGUAAAGAAAAUAAUGUGAUUAGUGAAAUAGAGUCCAUGGAAACAGAAGCCAUUGAGGGUAAGGAAGUUCCACCCUCACCAGUAACUUCUUGUGAGGAAUCUAGCUUGAGUAGUGACUUUACUGAUCAGAAUGGCCUGCAGAUGUAUAAUAAAGUUGAAAAUGUCAAUGGAGAAAAUAAAACAAAAAAUAAAACUGUUAUUACAGAAGUGACCACCACAACAUCAACUGUUUCCACAGAAUCGAAAACUGUGUUUAAAGUAGCAGAGUUGUCAGCCUUCAAGGAUGAUAAACAAACUAUGGUGUCAUCUACAGAAAAUUGUGCCAUUUCCACUGUAACUACCACCACCACUGUCACUAAGCUUACCGCACCUGCUGCAGACAGCAAUGUUGAUGUCAUCUCUGUACAGGAGCACAGUAAAACUGUGAUUACCACAAUAGUAACUGAUUCAUUAACUAUUCCAGGAGGCACAUUGGUGACUUCCAUGACUGUGAGCAAAGAAUAUUCCACAAGGGACAAAGUGAAGUUAAUGAAAUUUUCGAGACCCAAGAAGACUCGUUCUGGAACAGCUUUGCCAUCUUACAGAAAAUUUGUUACCAAAAGCAGUAAAAAGAGCAUAUUUGUUUUACCCAAUGAUGAUUUAAAAAAGUUGGCCAGAAGAGGAGGGAUCAGAGAGGUUCCCUAUUUCAACUACAAUGCAAAACCUGCCAUGGAUAUUUGGCCGUAUCCAUCCCCAAGACCAACUUUUGGUAUCACUUGGAGAUAUCGACUUCAAACUGUGAAAUCAUUGGCUGGGGUGAGCCUUAUGUUGCGGUUACUCUGGGCAUGUUUAAGGUGGGAUGAUAUGGCUGCAAAACCCCCACCUGGAGGAGGAACUACACGCACAGAUACAUCUGAAACUGAAAUUACAACAACUGAAAUAAUCAAACGGAGAGAUGUUGGUCCUUAUGGUAUUCGUUCAGAGUACUGUAUAAGAAAAAUCAUUUGCCCUAUUGGUGUACCAGAGGCUCCAAAAGAAACUCCUACACCUCAGAGGAAAGGCCUUCGAUCAAGUGCACUGAGGCCAAAGAGGCCAGAAACACCCAAGCAGACAGGCCCUGUUAUCAUUGAAAGUUGGGUAGCAGAGGAGGAAUUGGAAUUAUGGGAGAUCAGGGCAUUUGCUGAAAGGGUGGAGAAAGAAAAGGCACAGGCAGUUGAGCAGCAGGCUAAGAAGCGACUGGAACAACAGAAGCAAUUACCUACAACAGCCACUUCGGUCACUACAGCAAGCACUACUGCAACCACCGCCUCCACUCCACAGAAGGUCGUGGUAGGCCCAUUAACAGGCCCAGUUCCUACUGGAACCAAAGUAGUGCUUACUACUAAAGUGGGCUCUCCAGCUACAGUAACAUUCCAGCAGAACAAGAACUUCCAUCAGACUUUCGCUACGUGGGUUAAACAAGGCCAGUCCUCAGCAGCUACCAGCACAGCUGCUACAUCAGCUACAACCAUUGCCAGCACAGGUCAGACGUUCCAGAUUGCAGGCAGUCCAGUAACUAUGGCAGGCAAAGUGAUAACCAAGUUGCCACUUCCGGCAAACAGCAAGAUUGUUGCCGUCAAUGUGCCAUCAACCCAAGGAGGUGUUGUUCAAGUUCAGCAAAAAGUGUUGGGUAUCAUUCCAUCAACUACAGGUGCAAAUCAACAAACAUUUACUUCAUUCCAGCCACGGACAGCAACUGUAACUAUUAGGCCAAAUACCACAGGGACUCUAGGUACAACAUGUACUUCACAAAUAAUGCCAGGAACACCACUCCGCCCAGGUAUGACAGUAAUACGGACACCACUUCAGCCAUCAACAUUAGGGAAGGCUAUUAUUCGAACACCUGUAGUGGUGCAGCAAGGUCAGACUCAGCAGGUGGUGACUCAGAUAAUUAGAGGUCAGCCUGUGUCAACUGCAGUGUCUAGUGCUAGCACAACAACUUCAAGUCCUGGACAAAAGGUAGCAACAGCUCCAGGAACACCUCCACAGAAUAUACAACCACAAACCACAACUCCGCAACCCACUCGUCCCCAGCAAGGGCAGGUGAAACUUACGAUGGCCCAACUCACGCAGCUAACUCAAGGACAGGGUGGCAGUCAGGGGUUGACUGUGGUAAUUCAGGGACAGGGUCAAACUACUGGCCAGUUACAGUUGAUACCUCAGGGUGUGACUGUAAUACCAGGUCCAGGACAACAGCUAAUGCAAGCGGCCAUGCCGAAUGGUACAAUUCAAAGAUUCCUUUUCACUCCAUUAUCAUCAUCCGCUACAACAGCUAGCACGACUACUACGACAGUUUCCACUUCGACAUCAGCUACGGGAGAACAGAAACAAGCCUCAGAAACACAGACACAACCAGUGCUGCCACCAAUUCAGCCCCACACUCACAGUCAAUUGCAAGCUCAGCCACACGUGCAAACCCCAAGUAUUCAGCCUCAGCCCCCAGCCCAGCCACAGACUACUCAGCCCUCACUUCAGCCUGAAGAUCAGACACAGCCUGAAUCUCAGUCUCCAACAUCAGCUCAGUCUCCAGUCAAAUCUGAAGCACAAACUGUCAUGGCACAAUCAACUAAAACUCCAGUCACAGUUCAGUCUCCACCACAGACCCAGGUUCAAGGGCUGCCUCAAAAUCAAAUCCAAAAUCAACCACAGACUGUCAUCCAUCCACAAGCUCAGUCCCAAGUCCAGGCUCUGCAGCAAGCCCAGGUGCAGACCACAACCCAGCAACAGAUACAAAUGCAACCCCAAGCUUCUAUACAAAUACAAGCUCAACUGCAGCAGCAGUCGCAACCCCAGAUUCAGACUUCCCUUCAGACUCUUCCAGCUGCACAAAAUUUAAAUCAAGUUACUGUACAAUCUCCACCUCGCCCUCAGCUGCAGAUCCAGCAGCCUACAACAAAAGUUAUUACUGUACCUCAGCUUCAGCAGCAAGUCCAAGUUCUCUCCCAACUUCAGUCUCAUGUUGUAGCUCAGAUACAGGCCCAGCAGGGUGGUGUGGCCCAGCAGAUUAAGCUUCAGUUACCUAUUCAGAUUCAACAAGCCAGCCCAGUGCAGGCUCACCAGAUUCAGAAUGUGGUAACAGUUCAAGCAGCUAGUGUUCAAGAGCAGCUGCAAAGGGUUCAGCAGCUCAGGGAGCAACAGCAAAAGAAAAAGCAGCAACAGAUAGAAAUUAAACGUGAACACACUCUUCAGGCUUCUAAUCAAAGUGACAUUAUCCAAAAACAGGUGGUGAUGAAACACAAUGCUGUAAUAGAACACUUGAAACAGAAAAAGACACUGACCCCGGCUGAACGAGAAGAAAAUCAGAGAAUGAUAGUGUGUAAUCAGGUGAUGAAGUAUAUUUUGGAUAAGAUAGAUAAAGAAGAAAAACAGGCAGCUAAGAAACGGAAGCGAGAAGAGAGUGUGGAACAGAAGCGUAGUAAACAGAAUGCUACCAAGCUCUCAGCUCUGCUUUUCAAACAUAAAGAACAACUUAAAGCUGAAAUACUGAAAAAAAGAGCACUUCUGGACAAAGAUCUACAAAUCGAAGUGCAGGAAGAGCUAAAGAAAGACUUGACUAAAAUUAAGAAAGAAAAAGAAAAAGCACAGGCAGCAGCUGCCGCCGCAGCAGCAACUCCACCUCCACCUCCUCCUCCACCACCACCACCGCCACCAUCACAGCAUGCCACCAGCGUCACAUCUGCCACCACAGUCCCAGCACCAGUAUCUUCCCAGAAGAGAAAACGAGAGGAGGAGAAAGAUUCUUCAGCUUCCAAGUCCAAGAAAAAGAAAAUGAUUUCUACUACCUCAAAGGAAACCAAGAAGGACACAAAGCUUUAUUGCAUCUGUAAAACACCUUAUGAUGAAUCAAAAUUUUACAUUGGCUGUGACCGAUGUCAGAACUGGUAUCACGGGCGCUGUGUUGGUAUUUUGCAGAGUGAGGCAGAUCUCAUUGAUGAGUAUGUCUGUCCACAGUGUCAGUCUACAGAAGAUGCCAUGACAGUACUCAGUCCACUGACUGAUAAAGAUUAUGAGGGAUUACGAAGAGUACUACGUUCCUUACAGGCUCACAAGAUGGCAUGGCCAUUCCUAGAACCAGUAGAUCCCAAUGAUGCACCAGAUUAUUAUGGUGUUAUCAAAGAGCCUAUGGACCUUGCUACCAUGGAAGAAAGAAUCCUGAAACGUUACUACAAAAAGGUGACAGAGUUUGUGGCAGAUAUGACCAAAAUUUUUGAUAACUGUCGUUACUACAAUCCAAGUGACUCCCCUUUUUACCAAUGUGCAGAGGUUCUUGAAUCAUUCUUUGUACAGAAACUAAAAGGAUUCAAGGCGAGCAGGUCUCAUAACAACAAACUGCAGUCUACAGCUUCUUAGAGUUCAGCGUGUUAACCUAACACACACACAGCAAGAAUCUGGUUGUCUGAAAAUUUUUAAUUAAGAAGCCAGAUGGUUUUUAGUCAGCUUAUCCUGACAAGACUUGAUGUAAACUGUGUUUUUAUUGGUCACAGCAGUCAAAUUAUAUUCUUGGCUUAUUUUGUCCAAAGGACAAAGGAAUAAAAAUCAGCAGCACCACUUUCUUGUCAAGAUCAAAUUGUUGUACUAUUGUGGCAGAAGUGCGAAACCUUUGUUUUGUUGGCGAGAGAGAGAGAGAGCAAGCAAGCAAGAAAAAAGACACAGUAAAUGGAGUCAAGUUUAACUCCAUGGAAAUGCCACAUCUGUUCUUCAGUGAAGAAGCUGGUUUAAAGUCCACACAGAAAACUUUGACUGUAUUUAUUUAUUGUUGCAAAAAAGGACGCUUUUUUAUUGCUGCCCUCAUUUGUCAGCUAAUUAUUUUUUCUUAUAAAAUCCGGCCCCGGUUACAUGUAAUCCAUUCUGUAUCUUAACAUGAUUCCUGUAGGUAAAAGUACAAGAAGACCUCUAGAUGUCUUUUCUUUCUAUGAAAGGAGCUGCUAUGUACACAUGUGCACACACAAAAAAACUGGGAAUCAACAAUGAGUUUAUCAUUCGUGGUAAAGAAAAACGAUUAAGCUUGCAUAAAAGUUGGGCUAAGUGGUCACAGACUACAGACUCUGUUGCCUUGAAUAUAACAGUACAAUUUGUCAUUUACUCUGCACCAGACUGAAAUGAGUAAAAUCUAUUUGAAGGCAUCUUGUUUGUAAACAUUUGUCAGAUUCUAAUUUUUUUCUUUUUGUAUUAAAAUUCAAAACAUGGAUGUAUAAUGAAACAAAAUAAAUGGAGAUAAUUUUUCUCCCCACAGAUGUAGCUGUCUUUGAAUGUGCGCUAAUAUGUUUGUAAAGUUUUUGAGGAGGGGGGGGUCUGUUUGGAAUUGGAAGUAUCCCAACCAGUAGGGGAGGAAAAGGUAAGAAAGGUAGAAAGGGAAAGCGUUUUUCUUUUCAUUAAGCAACUACUAUCCCUUUAAAAAACAAUUCUACUGUGGUGCCAUAAUUGCUGCAUCAGAUAAUUAAAGGCAGUAUUGAGAAAUUUCGUUGCCCACUUCUGAAUUAGAAAGAAGGCAAAAUACCCUCCAGGAAUGAAGUCCCACAUGUUUGUAAUUAUAUCUGUGAAGGGCAUUCUCAGUGGUUUUGUCUCUCCCUAUACAAGGAAAGCUGGCAUGAGAGAGAAAUGGAAGCCAACAGAGGGAGAUGUGACUUGCAGACUUUUUUUUCUUCUCCUCUCUCUGAUCUAUCACUUGCAUAUUGCUUAUGUAACUGACUUUGUCCUAUUAACUGCCUCCAGUAAAUCAGCCAAGGCUGGUUUAUGCAGCUCUACAACCAUUUUGCUAGAUUUUGCACUAAUUCACAAUUAGCUUUGUCCUACAGUGAUCUGGGAUUUACCUGGUUUAUGGAUAAACUUCCCUUGGGUUUAACCACACCCUGCUAUGCAAGAACCUUUCCUGUUAAUUUCUUAGAAAUAAGACAUUGCUACUGACCACAGUUUUCUUACAAUUACAUGCUCAGGUGUACAGGUUCUUCUGGGUUAAUUUUAUCUAAUGAAACCCAUACAUUUUUGUACAGAUACUGUCAUUUAACCUAUAUGUGAAAACUAAAAAUGAUUUGUUCAAUGUGAAAACAAAAUCAGUUUAUGCUUCUUAAAAAUAUUAUGAGAAGAGUAGUUGCAUUUAGGUUAUGUUGUCCUUUGACUUCUUAAAAGAAAUGCUACAUAUUGUAUGCAUUGUGUUUAAUGCAAGAAGGAAAAUUCUCAAUUUAAUGAGUUCUGAAAAUAUUCUGCAUCUCUUCCCAACUUCAUAGUAUUUCUGUACUAUUUAUUCAUAUAUAAAUAUAUAUGAUGUCAUUUGGAACUUAAUGCGAAAAGAACUUUCUUACCUGUAGCCAAUAGAUUGCUAUGUUUUUAACAGUUGUGGCAAACUGAAAAGUACUUUUUUUGUACGUAAUAGGACAUUUCAUCCUAGACAAAUAAAGUCAUGUGUUUGACAUCCGAUUUGGUUGCGUUUCUAAUGAAACAUUGGUUGAUUAUGUAGCUCUUGGCAUUGCCAAAUUUUAUAUAACUUAAGAAUUUUUAAUACAGAUUAUUAUCUUGCUAGGGAAAUGUUAACCUCAUAUAGACAUUUUCACAUUCUUGACAUCUUUUCAGUUUUUCUGUUGCCAGCUAACAUGGAGACAUUUUCUAGCUUUGAGUAUCAAAUUUUGUGGUUUUGUCUUUUUUUUAAGUGAUAUAUUAAAAAAUAGAGAUACCAUAUCUGCAAUACCAGUAUCAUUCCUGUACAUGUAUUUCGAAAAUCAUACUUAAAACUGGUUCUUAAAAGCAUGAGAAUUCAUAAUACUUGAGACCUGCUACAUUGCUCCAGUGUCCUGUUUCUAUGUAUUAUUACCAUGUAAAUUCCAAAGUGUCUGUUACUGAAUUAUGUUUUAACUUAGAUUUUUGGUGACACAAACUAAACCAAGCUGAGGUUUGUUUCUCUUUAUGCUGUGUCAUCAGAGGUCCUCAGAUAAACUCUAGCAGAUGUAAUUAGUCCUUGUGUAGAAUUUAGUUCAAAAGCUUUUAAAUCCUCAUAAAAGGUGUUCAUAACAGAUCUGGGUAAAUCACUGGAGAGACUGCAGUGUCUUAUGUGCUCAGUGUAUCAGUGGAUUGGCUGCAAAAUAUUCAUGUUUGUCCUGCUGAAAAAAACACCAGGAGUUAACUUUCUUCUAAAGUAAGACAUCCUGUAAAAUAUUCUGUUAGAAAUGUUGAGGGACAAAUACACUCUAAAGGGACACUGUCAUCUACUUACUUUUAAAAUCUUUUGGCUUUUCAUUGUUUGUAAUAAAACAUACUAGAAGUUUUGAGAAUAAAAAUCCCUGCCAGAUUUGUCCUUUUUGUUGUCUAAACUUGUAUCUGUUUAGCAAUGCAUGUGGCUAUAUUUGCUUGCUUCUGUCUGUACAUUAGCAUCGUUGCUGAUGUACUAUUGCACGUUGGUGCCCAUGUCCUGUUAAGGCCUGCUUGACAUUGGCCUUUUCGCUGGUGCUUGUUGGAAUGUUUUUUUUUUUUAGGGACUUUUAGAAUUGGGAGGAUAUUUCCAGAGUUAACAAUUUACAACUUAAGUUUGACAGUGUCCCUUUAAUGAAGAUAGAUGUGUAGCCUGAUAUGUGCACCUCAUCUGCUAUCCCAACACCACACAAAAUAACCUGAAAGUGAAAUGUAAACUGCCUUUUAAUGAUGAAAUCAUUAAAAUCUGAGUAAAGCAAAAUUGACUCAGUAUGAAAAGCUAGCUGUAUUAUAGACUAGUUUUCUAUGGAACAUGUACCUUACUGUACAUUUAAUACAUUUUUGAUAUGCUUAGUAAUCUGCCCCAUACUGGCUAAUGACUGCAAGACUGCUAAUGUAAUUGAGUAUGAAAUGUUUUGAUCUUUAAAGAAAUUCUCACUUUUUCUUUCUACUCCUUUGCUGCAUUAGUAAUCUAUUGUAAUUCAGAAGUUUCUUUGCCACCUCACCUCUUGAGCUUGUAAGGCAAGUAUUAUAAAUAAUGCCCCCCCCUUUUUUUUUCCAAAAUCAGGUACAGCUUUUAAAAUAGUGUGAUCUUGUUCAGUGAGAGAGUCUGGAAGAGCAAUCCAAAUGAUUUAGAAACAUCUUUCUACAGUAUAACACAUCUACAUAUAUUUUUAAAUACCACCAAUUAAAACAUAUGCUGGGUUUACCAAAAAGUGAAAACAAUGAAUAGUUAAAUGUUUAAGUAAUAGACAUUCAUUGAUAAAUAUUGGACUGCUACCUCUUAACUUAUUAUAUGACACAAUAACUACUUCACCUCUUCCAGAAGGAAGGUAACAUUUUGUGAUGUGAAAGGAAAAAUAAAGCAUCUUGCUGCUUUUUCCUCUUUCAGUAACGUCAUGAUGUCCUAGUCCCUGUGUAGCCCAAUGAAAAAAUAGAUAACACACCAAAUAAGAGUUGGGCCCAAAUAAAAUGUUGUGUAAUUCAACUUUACCUAAUAAAGACUUUAUCUGUUUCCUUA
Messenger RNA from Gopherus evgoodei (Goodes thornscrub tortoise), 13706 nucleotides. RefSeq names its product bromodomain PHD finger transcription factor (gene BPTF). The record is from RefSeq and is a predicted model, not a curated record. Gene Ontology annotation, cellular component: NURF complex. Gene Ontology annotation, molecular function: RNA polymerase II cis-regulatory region sequence-specific DNA binding. Lineage: Eukaryota; Metazoa; Chordata; Testudines; Testudinidae. Gene Ontology annotation, biological process: regulation of transcription by RNA polymerase II.